ACAGAGAGCAUGCACACAACAGCGCUGAGCCUCAGCAUGCAUCCUUGUCACAGGGACUUCUUUGCUGAUUCACAGAGGCAGCCCCAAUCCCUGCCACUGAAGCCCAGCUCCUGCCUUCAUUUCAGACCUGACGGAAUCGGAAGGUGCCUGUGCCCAGAGAAGUCUCCAUCCCCAUGAACCUCCGUUCUGAUGCAGCCAAUGGUCAUGCAGGGAUGCUCCUACACCCUCCCACGAUGUCAUGAGCGGCAUACAGCAGACCAGUCACAUCGCAGCAGCACCACCCACUCACAGUCUCAGGUUAAAGCAGCGGAAGAUGGUGAAGGAGCGCCCUGUGUAACCCAGCAGGCUCCCGACAGUGCCCUCAGGCCCCAGACACCUCUGGAGAUGAAUCUUUGCUGGAAUGAAAUAAAAAAGAAAUCGCAGAGCCUUCGGGCUCGUCUGGAGGCCUUUUCAGACCACAGCGGGAAGCUGCAGCUCCCACUCCAGGAGAUCAUAGACUGGCUGGGUCAGAAGGAUGAAGAGCUGUCCGCACAGCUGCCACUCCGGGGAGACGUGCUCUUGGUGCAGCAGGAAAAAGAGACGCAUGCGGCUUUCAUGGAAGAGGUGAAGUCUCGGGGCCCAUAUAUUUAUUCUGUCCUGGAGUCGGCGCAGGCCUUCCUUUCCCAGCACCCAUUCGAGGAAUUAGAGGAACCAAAUUCUGAAAGUAAAGAUGUCUCUCCAAGGCACCGGAUCCAGAAUAUCAGCCGUUUUGUCUGGAAGCAGGCGAAUGUGGCCAGUGAGCUGUGGGAGAAGCUCACUGCCCGCUGUGUUGACCAACACCGUCACAUCGAACGGACACUGGAGCAGCUGCUGGAGGUCAAGGGAGCCAUGGAGGAGCUCAGCACAACUCUGGACCAGGCCGAGAGUGUGCGAGAAACCUGGGAGCCCAUUGGAGACCUCUUCAUCGACUCCUUACCAGAGCACAUCCAGGCAACCAAGCUGUUUAAAGAGGAGCUCUCCCCCAUGAAGGACGGAGUGAAACUAGUUAAUGACCUCGCACACCAGCUUGCUAUCUCAGAUGUGCAUCUGUCCAUGGAGAACUCCCGGGCUCUGGAGCAGAUCAACACCCGAUGGAAACAGCUGCAGGCCUCGGUUAACGAACGCCUGAAGCAGCUCCAGGAUGCCCAUCGGGACUUUGGCCCAGGUUCCCAGCACUUCCUCUCCACCUCUGUCCAGGUUCCCUGGGAACGAGCAAUUUCACCCAAUAAAGUGCCAUACUACAUCAACCACCAGGCUCAGACAACAUGCUGGGACCACCCCAAGAUGACAGAGUUAUACCAAACCCUAGCUGAUUUGAACAACAUCAAAUUCUCUGCAUAUCGGACGGCCAUGAAGCUGCGCCGUGUCCAGAAAGCUCUGCGGUUGGACCUGGUGACUCUGGCCACAGCCUUGGAAAUCUUUAAUGAGCAUGAGCUACAGCCCAGCGAUCGCGUGAUGGACGUGGUGGAGGUCAUCCACUGCCUGACUGCCCUCUAUGAGCGGCUGGAGGAAGAGAGGGGCAUUCUGGUCAACGUGCCGCUCUGCGUGGACAUGAGUCUCAACUGGCUGCUCAACGUUUUCGAUAGCAGUCGCAGUGGGAAGAUGCGAGUGCUGUCCUUCAAGACUGGCAUUGCAUGUCUGUGUGGCACAGAGGUGAAGGAGAAAUUCCAGUAUCUCUUUGGCCAGGUGGCGAAUCCCGGCGGUCUAUGCGACCAGCGGCACCUCAGCAUCCUGCUGCAUGAGGCCAUUCAGGUUCCGCGCCAGUUGGGAGAGGUGGCAGCAUUUGGGGGUAGCAAUGUGGAGCCCAGUGUCCGCAGCUGCUUCCGCUUUAGUAAUGGGAAGCCUGUGAUCGAGGUCGUCCAGUUCCUGGAAUGGGCCAACCUGGAGCCGCAGUCCAUGGUGUGGCUGGCUGUCCUGCACAGAGUGACCAUUGCUGAGCAGGUGAAGCACCAAACCAAGUGCUCUGUCUGCAAACUGUGUCCCAUCAAAGGCUUCAGGUACCGCAGCCUGAAGCAGUUCAAUGUGGAUAUCUGUCAGACCUGCUUCCUGACAGGACGAGCCAGCAAAGGGAACAAGCUCCACUAUCCUAUCAUGGAGUACUAUACCCCGACCACCUCUAGUGAGAACAUGAGGGACUUUGCUACGACCCUAAAAAACAAGUUCCGGUCCAAACAGUACUUCAGCAAGCAUCCACAGAGGGGCUACCUGCCCGUCCAGUCUGUGCUGGAAGCUGACUUCACUGAGACACCGGCCUCCUCCCCGAUGUUACCGCAUGCCGAUACCCACUCCCGGAUCGAACACUUUGCCAGCAGGCUCGCAGAGAUGGAAAGCCAGAACUGUUCCUUGUUUAAUGACAGCUUGUCCCCAGACGAUAGCCUGGAUGAGGAUCAGUACCUGUUGCGUCACUCCAGCCCAAUCACAGACAGAGAGCUGGUGUGCAGCCCAAAGGCUGAGGACAGCCUCAACACGGAGGAUAAGGGGGAGCUGGAGAGAAUCCUGGCCCACUUAGAGGAUGAGAACAGGAUCCUCCAAGGAGAGCUGAAACGUCUGAAAUGGCAACACGAUGAGGCAGUGGAGUCCCCCACUGUGGCAGAAGGGUCUCCAGAAUCAGCCCAAGACCCACACAACGAUGAGCUCCUGGCUGAGGCAAGGAUCCUUCGGCAACACAAGAGCCGCCUGGAGACCCGAAUGCAGAUCCUGGAGGACCAUAACAAGCAGCUGGAAUCCCAGCUGCACCGCCUGAGAGAGUUGCUACUGCAGCCACCGACUGACUUGGACAUCAAUGGCUCUGCGGCCUCUUCCUUGGCUUCCUCGCCCCAUCCGUCGGAGGGAAGUCAGCCCAGGGAGAAGGAGCACAACACCCCUGAAACCGAAACUGCAGAUGAGGUGGAGACGAGGGCACGGGAUGUCAGUCUGUGUUUGGAGGACAUCAUGGAGAAACUGAGGAGUGCCUUCCCCAACUCCCAAGGUGUGACCUCCCUUAUCUAACACCUCCUGUGGGUAAGAGGCUUUGUCUAACCAGCUUCUUGGCUGCUUUCCUCUCCCGCCUCUCACACUCCUCCUGGGAUGGGCUUCCCUCGGACCCUCUUGGGGGCACUCCAGUGGAAUGGCCUUCAUGAAGUCCACCAACGUCAGAAGAUCUCAGGGGAACUCCCACUGGCCACGUGGGAAUGUGACUGAAGGCUCUUUGGAGUGCUGGCUGGAGCCACCCUGAGGACCAGCCAGUUCCGACCAAGUGUGCUGGGGUCUGAAUUUAAGGAACUCUAUAAAGCAUUCAAA
This is a messenger RNA of Mauremys reevesii (Reeves's turtle), 3297 nucleotides long. It is a transcript of the gene DRP2, whose product is annotated as dystrophin related protein 2. Gene Ontology annotation, biological process: synaptic signaling. The coding region runs from base 190 to 3006 and encodes 938 amino acids. Lineage: Eukaryota; Metazoa; Chordata; Testudines; Geoemydidae. Gene Ontology annotation, cellular component: plasma membrane. The transcript has 24 exons. The record is from RefSeq and is a predicted model, not a curated record. Gene Ontology annotation, molecular function: zinc ion binding; protein binding.